UGUUAGCUGUGACAUUACUUUAACAAUAUACUAUCAAUACCAACCCCUCAGCAGCACUCUACCGUUUAAAAUGGACGAAUGUUGUAUGUCUACUCAACAAAAGGAACAACACAGGAUACAUGUUGAAAUACAAAGAAUGCUUCGUCGUGAUGAAGAGAAAUCCCGCCGUGAAAUAAAGUUGCUUCUCUUAGGGACCGGGGAAAGUGGGAAGAGCACUUUCAUCAAGCAGAUGAGAAUCAUCCAUGGAUCUGGAUACACAGAGGCGGAGAGAAGAGGCUUUGCUCGUCUCGUGUUUCAGAACAUGGUCACUGCCAUCCAGGCACUGAUUAGCGCCAUGGGAAUGUUACACAUUGACUACAUUGACGACAAUAACAUUGUCCUGGCGGAGAGGCUGAGCCAGCUCCAAGUAGGCCAGGUGUCUGCUCUGGAGCUCUGGCAGGUGGACGCCAUCCGCAAGGUGUGGAGCGACCAGGGGGUCCGCAGAAGCUUCCAACGCAGGAGGGAAUUCCAGCUCUCUGACUCCGCCGAAUACUACCUGAGUGAUUUGGACAGAAUCACUGCUCCGUCGUACGUCCCCACGCUGCAGGACAUUCUACGAGUCAGAGUGCCCACCACGGGUAUCAUAGAGUACCCCUUUGACAUGAAGAAAGCUAUUUUCAGGAUGGUGGAUGUGGGAGGCCAGCGCUCGGAGCGGAGGAAGUGGAUCCAUUGUUUUGAGUCCGUAACAACCGUUAUUUACCUUGUUGCCCUCAGCGAGUACGACCAGGUCCUCUUUGAAAAUACGAAGGAGAAUCGACUGGAAGAGAGCAAAGCCUUAUUCAGGACUAUUGUCUCCAACCCCUGUUUCCAAGAGACCCACUUCAUCCUCUUCCUCAACAAAACAGACCUGCUGGAGGAAAAGAUCCCGCAUUCCAACUUGGCAGAUUAUUUCCCCACGUUCAGAGGGCCCCGGGGAGACGCUGCUGCAGCCAAGAAGUUCAUCCUACAGAUGUAUACGGACCAGCACGCCAACCACAUGAAGACCCUCUACCAUCACUUCACCUGCGCCACGGACACGGAGAACAUCCGACGAAUCUUCGUUGACGUCCAAGACAUUGUCAUGAAGAUCAACUUCAACCAAUUCAACUUAACAUAGUGACUGAGAAAGAUUGGGAGUCGUUUUUUGUAUUUGUUUGGGGGGGGGGGGGGGGGGUUGCGCAAUUUCUUGCAGAUAACAGAGUGCCGAUUAUGUGUUUCAUUAAUGUAACAACAUGCCACUCGACGACAGAAGGAAGCUGUUUUUUGUACCAAAAAAAUAUUUUGGUUUAGAAAGUGUGAAAUUAAUGAAUUAAUUUUCAAUAGUACCAACGUCUCAAAGCAUCUUAAUGGGUCUUAUUGAAGUUAGUGUAAGGAGUCAGAGGGAGUUAACUCCUCCGGGUUUGUCUAUGUCGUGUGACGUAUACUUCGCAGUCCAAGCCCUUAGUCAGCCUUAUCCGAGGAGUUGUAAGAAGGCACUACCUGCUUUCAUUUAUUUAUUAAUGACACCUAGGGGGAAAGAUAGGGACCUGCAUAGAGGAGAAAAAUUGAUAGGAUAGAUAUUAUCGAAAAGUAUUUUUUAUCAUCUAAUGCAGCUUACAAUAUUAAAUUACAAUAUUGUUGUGAAUUUAGCUUUUACAAUAUAACCGUCCAUGAACACAGCAUAAGUGGAAGGAAUUUAAUUUCCGCUGAAAUUCCGCAAUGUACCUAUUUUCUCUGAAACCCUCCCUACACUAAUAUACAUUGGUUGUAAACAGUUUAGUUACAAAAUGGGUCAAAGACACUUGAUUUUACGUUCAUGGUGUUUUUAUGUUUGUUUGCUAUUGAUCGUUUUUUGCGUCGAGAGUUUGGACUGUUGGAGUGUCAGCAUUCAUUUUAUAUAUUGUCUGAUUGUACUAUUUUGAACUGAUUGGCUGAUUGGGAUAUGCCUGAAUGCGGGUAUUUCAGGAGGUUUGUCUGGAGAGUUCAAGCAAUCUGAUUGGCUGUGGAUUUUCGAGCAACCUUAUUGGCUGGGGAAUUUGAGUGAUCUGAUAAGCUUGGGAUUUUGAGCAAUCCGAUUGGCUGAUUGGGAUUUGCCUCGAUACAUGUAAUUUUGGAAGGAACUGGUUUGCUGUUGAUUUUGAGAAAUGUCAUUGACUGGGAAUUUUGAGUGAUCAGUUUGACUGGGGUUUUUGAUUAAUUUGAUUGGGUCAUUUUGGGAGGAAGUGGUUGGCUGGUUGAGAUUUGACAGGAUAUGGGUCAUUUAGGAAGGAUUGAAGGCCUUGUAUUAACGAGACGUCUCGUCAGUGAUGACGCUCACACGUGUUCCUGACAGCGACCUGCGUUCGGAAUCUUAAAGUUCUUAACAGCAUACAACAGUCAUAAAUAAACAGAACUUAGUAUGAUCAGUUUCAAGUUUGCAUGCCUUUAUAUCCUUGAUGCCUAUCGCCUCCUAUCCUUUUGCUUUUAUUUAUGAGAAGCCCAUUGUAUUGCAACUAUAUGGAAGGCUAUACGCUUGCUCUUAUCCAAAGCUGGUUUACCAGUACACAACAUUUAAAACUGAGCAAAGUCGAUGCCACCAGAUGGUUACAACGUCAAUCAAUAGUAAAGUAUGUGAUAUGAUGGUUGAUUCUUUUAUAUUGAGUAAAACGUUCACGUUCCGCCAUGUUUAUGCGCGUCACUAAUAAACAAUACGUCACCAACUGGGCAACUCUUCUAUCAAAAUCUGGACCCAGUUACCAAAUGGAAGUAGAACCAUCAGAGCGCCAUGAGAACACGAUAACUUUUUGACAUCGUGAAAAAUGUUUUCCCCAUAAUUCCCAGCGAUGUGAACGCGCCAUGAGAUUUCGAGCAAUCUUUUUGGAUCAGCAAAAAUAAAUUACAUUUAAUUUUAUUAUAUAUUAUUUAAUAUUAUAUUAUAUUAGUCAUUAUAUUUUAAAUGGUUUAAUCUUCUAUUUGAGGAUUCAUGAUUGCUUAUAACACAUUCACUUGCUAACAGGUAUUGAUUUGCAAAUUGCACUUUUUGUUUUAUAUUUCGCUUUCACUCUUGGUAUUUCUG
Messenger RNA from Gadus macrocephalus (Pacific cod), 3052 nucleotides. Its product is annotated as guanine nucleotide-binding protein subunit alpha-14-like. The transcript has 7 exons. Gene Ontology annotation, biological process: phospholipase C-activating dopamine receptor signaling pathway; adenylate cyclase-modulating G protein-coupled receptor signaling pathway; action potential. Bases 71 to 1135 code for a protein of 354 amino acids. Gene Ontology annotation, molecular function: G protein-coupled receptor binding; guanyl nucleotide binding; GTPase activity. NCBI's taxonomy places the organism in Eukaryota, Metazoa, Chordata, Actinopteri, Gadiformes, Gadidae. Gene Ontology annotation, cellular component: heterotrimeric G-protein complex. The record is from RefSeq and is a predicted model, not a curated record.